Molecule: messenger RNA, 5145 nt
Organism: Cheilinus undulatus (humphead wrasse)
Lineage: Eukaryota; Metazoa; Chordata; Actinopteri; Labriformes; Labridae
Product: chromatin modification-related protein eaf-1-like
Exons: 2
Coding region: 746-2629 (627 amino acids)
Biological process (GO): regulation of DNA-templated transcription; circadian rhythm
Cellular component (GO): nucleus
Molecular function (GO): DNA-binding transcription factor activity; DNA binding
Source: RefSeq, a predicted model, not a curated record
CAGAGAGAGGUAGAGAGAAAGAAGAGGAAAUAGAGAAAGAGAGAGAGAGGGGGAAUUGGGGCAAACAUGACAUGAGUAGCGCGUUCAAAACAAGCAGCACUGUGUUCAUACUCGCAUAUACCUGCACUAAUGGGAGAGCUGGUGUUUGGAAAGUGACGGACUGUGUGUCAGUGUACCAGUGUGAGUGGAAGACAGCGGCAGCUGAUGCUUUUAGUGGAUUUUUGGAACGGGACUGAUUUAAGACAGAAAGGCCUUUCAUCCUGCAGUCAACCACUGAGGGAGCAGUUUCAGACAGAAGGAACAAGACUCCCAGAGAGAUUGACAUGCUGAGGUAGACGGGCUGCCCUACAUCCUGUUGGCUGUAAGGAGAUCAAGGACACUUGUACGCCAGCUGAGCUCCAUGUGCCAUUCUGCUUUACUUUUAUCAAACAACAAGAAGAAAGAAGAGGACAAAAACGUAUAGGACAUUUGUGUUCUUUCAAGGCCGGUUUGAUACAACUACGGUCUGUGAAAAUUCUUGACAGUGACCCACUAAGAGGACACAUGAGGUUUGCUAACACUGAGCACAAGCAGUUUCAUCCCCACUUGUAAUAACAAUACCAAACCUGCAAUAAACAGACCAAGAACUUUGGGAGAAAACUUACAAGAUCUAUUUCUGUCACUACCGGCUACUUCACUUGACCUCUGACCUAGUUCUUCCCUAGUGACUUUGUAAACAUUUCAAACUGGCUGCCACAGGACAAGAAUGGAAAAUCUGACUGCAGCUCUCAAGACAUUGAAUAAAAACUCAGGAAAUAACCUAAACUGCCUUGAGACUUUCACUGGUUAUGAAAACCCUUCUCCUGUCCAAGGAAGUCCAGCUCGCUUAGGGCGCCUCAUCAAGCCUAAACCCAAUAUGACCUGCAGGCGAAAGCGCGAGUUCAUUUCUGAUGAGAAGAAGGAUGCCUCCUACUGGGAGAAACGACGUAAAAACAAUGAAGCAGCCAAGCGAUCUCGGGAGAAGCGACGUCUCAAUGAUAUGGUCCUGGAGAACCGUGUCAUUGCACUGAAUGAUGAGAAUGUGAGGCUCAAGACAGAGCUGCUCCAGUUAAAGCUACGCUUUGGCCUUAUAAGCACUGCUUCUUACAUUGAAAAGAGCCAACAGAUCAGUGGAGGAAACAAUGUAGGAAAUGGAGGCUCAUCCUCAUCGUCUUCUACCCAGUACUAUUCCAGCGGUUACUCUAGUGGUUCUCAGGUGAUGAUGAACUCUGAUUCUUCAGAAACAGAGCAGUCAGGACACGGCGAGGGUCACAGGCAGUUGGUGAAAUACUCCCCACGAGGCUCUCUCUCUGACAUGUCUGAUGGAUCCUCCAGAGACAGCCCUGAGCCAAUUCCUUUUGAGAUCAAACAGGAAGGUGACAGGCUAGAGAUGGACAUUGCCAAUGGCACCACCACCCAGAUAAUGUUUAAUAUCCAUCGUGGUCUCGCCUCUGUGCCCACUCACCACCAAAUCCAGCAACAUUCUCAGGAGCUGGAGGCUGCUUAUCAUAGCCAUCAGCAGCAGCAUCCCCUUCAACAACAACAACAACCCCAUCAGGAACCUGUUACCACUAUCAACACUGUCAGCCAGCCUUCCCCUCAUCCACCUGCUGCCCAGAGGAGCGUGAUUCUAUAUGGUUCCAGCAGUGCCUCCUAUCCAGUUGAAACCCUGACAAGGCCCCAAGACAUCAAUCUGCAGGCAGCUCAGAAUCACAGCAGCAGUAGCAGCCAGAUGGGUGUCAGUCAACUGUCGCAGUCCAUCACUGAGGGCUCCACAGAGCCACUGGCUGAGGUGAAAAAGCAGCUUGAGAGGAAGUCAUUAGAUUCCUCUACUUAUGAGCUCUCAGACAGUCACAAUGAGGCUGAGGAUGGACAAAUGUACAAAGUCUGCCAACUUACCCAGCAGCACCUGCAGCACGAGCAGCAGCCACACCAGCAAGAGGGCGAUUCACCUGCAGGGAUCCUCCACAAACAAAUAGAGGGAGUCCACCAAUCACAGCUGUACCACCAUCUCCAGCAGCCUCAUCAUUCGUACCUCAGUGCCCAAGAUGAGGAGCCACCUGUGCUUACCUAUGAGGGUGGGCCCAGAAGGGAGGCGUUUUACCAAGGCCAACCUAGCAUCGCUAGUAAAUUCACUUCAUCCAGUGAUGGAGACCACUGCAGCUCUGAUAAAGAGGUCUCCGCAGAUGAUGACGACUUCCCCUCCUCGUCCUGCCCAGAUACGGGCAGCUACAGUAACCAACAACUGUCUGGCCUCCACCAACCUGCCUCACCUGCACCCUCCUCCCAAAGCUGCUCUCAGGCCCAGGGCCGGGAUCCACAGGGGGAGGUGAAGGGCACGGCGUUGCCUCACAAACUCAGACUCAAACACCGGGCCAUGAGCUCGGGUAGCAGUGGUGGACACUCCUCCGGCCAGGAGUCCCCAACAACCCCUCCCUCUGCAACACCUCCUCCCCUUCCCCAGCACCCCUACUUGUCUCUCAUGCCACAGCAGAACAUUAACAGAGAGAGCCAAGGUGGAGCCUGUAAGCAGGGAGGCUCAGGGGAGGGGGCUAAGAAGGAAAGCGGGAAAAAGGAGACAGGUGGACGACGAAACAAGAGGCGAGAUUAGGGGACAUUUUAAACUAGUCACUGUAGAUAUUUCUUGUUAAAGAACUACCCUGCCAUCAUGCCUUCGCCCUAUAACGGAAUCCCCUCCUCAAGCCCGUGGGACAGGAAGCUGGGCUUUGCUAAUCCCCUACCCGCUGAAUAUCACCAAAAAGGAUGGACAAUUUGUAGGGCUGUAUCAUAUUUGUGUAUAUUGUACAGAUUUAUCAUUUCUUACAUCCUCUCCAUACUUACAGAAGCACUUUUGUUUAUGUGAUAAGAGGAGGAAUGGAACUGCCUGCUUUACUCAUCAAACAAUAUCCAGCAGAGUACAUCAGCAACCAUCAACAUUUUGAUCACUUCAAUAAAAGAAUGUAGGAAAAGUUUUGAGCUUUAUCAGUACUAUAAAUUUGGUACAUAUCUGACUGUAGACAAGCAUACACUUGUAUGGCUAUCUGCCUUAAUUAAAAUCAAAUGCAAACAUACACUGGGGACAUUCCCUUGACCAAAGAAGCACCAACACUACAAAUAUGAAGUUCCAUACCUCUUCCCAGACCCUACCUCUACCUACCCAUACUUUUACCCAGUCAUCUCCUUUAUUACACAAAAGAUUGCCAUUACCUUUAUUUUUUAAGCACUUGGUUUGUAUAUUACUGUGAUAUAUGAAUAUAUGUAUCUAUUAUAAAUAUAUAUUUUACAAAGUAAUUUGAAUACAAGUUCAACAAAAAAAGAAAAAACCUACAAUGUUUAAAGAGGGUUUUGAAAGUGACCAUCUUAUAAAUCAUAAUUACUGUACAGCCACGUUUCUGCUACAGGACCCAUUUAAAUUAAAAUGCCUCACUUUUGAUUGUUAAGCUUUAGCAUUAAUCAUUUGUUAAUGCCCUGUUUACACAGAAAUGGCCGUCCAAUUUGGAGAGCCAACAGCACUGAAUGGAGAACAUGUUGUUUUCUGAGGCAAGGGCCUCAUUAAAAUGUUUGGAUUUCUUUACCUUUAACCAGCCUUUAAAUUUUUGGUGGAAUUCACCAGCUGCAGGCUAUAAGCCUUUAGUUUAUUUGAGCUUUAUCAACCAUAUGUUGUUGUUGUUGUUACCAUUCACUGGCCCAAUGUAUUUAUUUCCCUCUUCUCCACACGCCUGUCACUGUAGAAAAGCCCACAGGAACAUAGACGGAGAAUGUGUACAGACCUUUUUAGAUACAUACUGCAGCUUUGAGUUUAAACAGUUAUGUUAGCAUGGGAUGUAAGAGGCAAAACCAGGAAGUUGGAUGUAGUCACACAACAGUGCACUGAGUUUUAAAGUUCGCUUGUGAAGGUGUAAGAAUAGAGUCCUUUAUACUGGACAUCUACUGAAUUUAAAAUGGGUUCUAUGGUGUGGCCAAGCAGAGUCCCCAUGGCUUAUUUUUAUUCCAGAUAUUUGAAUGAUUAUGAAAUAAUAUUUUUAACAGAUCUCUGCCAAAUAUGCAGAAUCGAAAAGAAGGGGCAUCUUUUAGUGUCAGGAGCAUUUCAUAAUUAUUGCUGUCAAAGUAAUACUGAUCAGUCAGGUUUCGGCAGGCUGGUCUCAUGAAACAACAUGAAGGAGAGCACAACUCAUUCAUCAAAAUGAAAUUUCUUUUAUACUUUUAAACCAUCAGACAACAAUGAAGUGCUUUAUUUAUCAGUACAACAAACUGCUUAUUAAUGCAGACAUUUCCCUAAACUUUGCGUCCACUCUCACAUCUUCAGGUGCUCACUGACGAGACAGCUGACUAGAUAGCUGUGGCCCACGGUUACGUUUUAUCUCUCCAUUAUCUGCUAGGCAUACCAGCAACCCAAACAACUGGCCAUUGCCCAAGAGGCUUGAUCAUCUACAAAUGAUUACAAAUUGAGAUUGUUGUAUAAUGAUAGCUGAAGUAAAACCAAAUUUCUUGAAUCCUCCAAGUGCCCAAGUUGAAAAACUUCAAACAAUAAUUUGAUACAUAUAUAUUUUGAAAUAAAAAAGACUUCCCUUGUUUCUCAUGUGCCUCCACUAUUCAUUUGAAGGGGUUAGUCAUCCCUUUCCAUGGUAGUUCUGCUGGGCAGCGAUGACUUCACUGCACUGGAUAGUUGUUUUAACAAAAGUCUGUGUACCAUGUUCGGCUUUUGGUGCUUGUGUAUAAAUGUAAAGCUCCCCCUCCUGUGAACAACACUGUAAUGUUUAUUUCAUUGGUUUUUAUAUCCUUUUUUCAACAAGGCGUUGUUCUGAUUUCCUUUUUACUGUGUCUUUUCUGCUAUUGAAAGUGAUUACAUGUAUUUGCCUCAUCCCCCUCCCCCCCUUUAUUUCAGUGUGUAUUAAUCAGUAAUGUUUGUGGUUUUGCUGAUGGUUUAUGAAAAAUACAAGAGGACAAAAAACAGGCAAAGAAGUGUUUAGAUAUGGGUGGUGGUUGGACUGGUUGGUCAUUACCAUUGCUUCCUUUUGACAUGAAUACGUAUGUAAAGACACUAAUGUUCAUUGUGGAAGAUGGGAGCAUUUCAAGACCGGAAAAAUAAAAUAAAGAAUGUUGGCCAUAUCAACAUAUCAUGCAAAG